AUGUUUGUCAUCUUUCAACUUUGGGCGAACGUGGUCGCGAUUCAGAGUGAAUCCUAUAAAAACUGCCCAACCUAUCAGCUGAAUCGUCGUCUUUUUUCGGGAAAGCAAAGUGCGCAGAGUUUUGGUCGAAAGAAGCGUCUUUUUGAUGGUCGAAUCACUAUUAGCGAAGUCCACCCUCUUCGCUCCAUUCGUUGUGAUCUCUGUGGUCGUUGCUCUCUUCGAAAUGAACGGCACUGUUAUGUUCUGGGCACAUGCAUUGGAGUGGCCAAUUUUCGCUACUAUGCCGCUUUCAUGAUCUACUUGGCAGUGUUGUGUGCGUACAGUCUCACAUGGAUCAUUUCGUAUCAUUGGAGAUUGAAGAUUGAAUACAUUUUUCCUUCAUCGAUUGGUCGUUUAACACGGGUGUUGAGUCAAAUUGGUCAUAUGCGCAUGGUUGUCGGGGAGAUCUUUCAUCAAAUGUACUUUCAAUACGAGCGUGUCGUCGCCUACAAAAAACCGAUCUACUUCACUUUUUCGUGUUUCAUAUUUGCUGCAAUGGGUCUAUUCGUCGCAUUGUGUCUUAUCAUUGAAAUGGUCUAUGAUAUCUACCAUGGAAUUGCGGUUCGAGAGCGACCAUAUUUAUCGUUGAAAAUCAAAGGAGACGAUGAUAGGACAAGUUUUGGUGAAAGAUUGCGUUUUCUAUUCGGAAAAUCGUUUCCAUUGGGUUUACGGUGGCCAAGGCGGUGGGAGGAUGUCGACUGGAGUGAGUCGUUCAUUGAAACUCUUCUUUUGAAGGCAUUACUCGACGAUGACGAGAAGACGAAAAAAAAAAAUGAUGCGAUAAAUGAAACAAUUUUAGAUACAGGAAACAUAAACUUUGUCAAUAAAUCGUCAAAUAUUCAAUUUGAAACAGAUGCCCUGAAA
Molecule: messenger RNA, 903 nt
Organism: Mesorhabditis belari
Lineage: Eukaryota; Metazoa; Nematoda; Chromadorea; Rhabditida; Rhabditidae
Source: the annotation of a GenBank genome assembly